UUCCUUUCCCUUUCACCACCCCAGUUUCCCCUCUUCAUUUAAUGUCACCGUCAUUCUUUCUCUUUCUUUCAACCCGUGGACUAGACUACCGUGGCUUGGAAUGCUAUUCUUUUUCCUUUUUCGAAUCUGAACUUGAUAGAAACGUCACUUAAGCCGGGCGAAUGACCUCGACAACUAACAGUAUCAACGGCGAAGCUGCGGUCAAUCCCGUCUCCGUCGUCGGGGAUAAAGAGUCGCCUCAGGAAGACACCUAUCCUGCUCCUUACGGUCGCUCAUGCUUCAACUGCUCCCAGGCCAAAUGCAAGUGUCUCUACCUAAAGGCAGGAGGUCGAUGCCAGAGGUGUCAACGCCUAGAUAAAGAAUGUCGCCAAUCCGCCGCCAGUCGAAGGUCAACUACGCGCAAGGCUGGAAUUUCCAGCAGUUCGGCCAAAAUAUCUCGACUGGAAGACAGAUUGGAGGACCUGGUCUCGCUGCUGCGCGCAGGCGUCCAGCCGAAUAAUAUCACCACCACCACGAUGCUUGGUCUACUUGGGCAGCUCUCAGACAACCAGGCCUCGUCCAACAGCAACGCCGCAUCGCCUCCGAGCAUGUUGGACGUCCCGAGUAACGGCAGCUCCGGGCCUAGCCCAGUGUAUGUCAGUCGAAACUCUGGCGCCACUUCCACUCCCGACACCAGCAUCUCCGACAGUGGGGCUUCUCUAUCGUCGGGCGCCGCGUCCUUGAACGCCACGGAACCGUCGGGAUUGCAGGCUGAGGAGUACCUCACCUUCUUUCAGACUCAGAUGCUUCCCUAUUUCCCUUGCAUGCAUAUUCCGCCAGGUACUACAUCGCAGAAGCUUCGGCGAGACCGCCCAUUCUCGUGGCUGUGUAUCAUGGCCGUGGUGUCUCGGAGCAGUGCGCAGACUCGCCCGCUUUUCGACAGAAUCAAGCACAUCGUAUCACAAAAGUUGGUGCAUGAGUACUCAUGUCGUGAUCUUGACAUUCUUCAGGGGCUCUUGAUCUAUCUUGGAUGGUCCAACCAGCAAGUCUACAAUAGAGCCAAUGUGCAUGUUUUUACUCAGCUCGCCAACAGUAUUGUCUAUGAGAUGGGACUUUUCAAUCCUGAAGCGAAAGGAAAGCAUACGCUCUUGUGUGUACACACAGAAGCCCACGAAGACCGCGCAGCACCUCCCAGUCAGGUUAUGGAGCAACGCCGGGCUGUUCUGGGUUGUUUCUUACUCACCUCCAUCAUUGCUACCUUCCUGCAACAAAGUGACUCUCUUCGCUGGACAUCGUACAUGGACGAGUGUCUUCGCCUACUUGAGGAGCAGCAAGAGAGUAUCAACGAUGAGAUGCUGGUUCAACAAGUCAGACUACAGUUGGUCAAUGAUAAGCUAAACUUAGGGGGCUUCUUUGGAGGGUCAAAAGGGUCGAUGCGACCGUCGCCUGCGGUGUACAUUCGGCCGAUGCAGGCUCAGCUACAGACCCAACUCCAAGGGAUCAUGAGCAGAGUCCGGCCCAACUCGCAGGGCUACAUAGAAAUUCUUCUUCUACAUCACUACAAUACCUCAUUGAGCCUAUACGAGUCUGCUCUUACCAAGGGUACCAUUGCCUCCAUCACAAACGUGAGCUACGAGCAUCUCGACUAUCUCUAUGGCUGCCUUGAGGCCACCAAGUCAUGGUUCGACGUGUUCCUGAGCAUCCCAGCCGCAGAGUACAUUGGAUUUCCCUUUGCGAUAUUCUCGCAGAUGGUACAGAACCUCGUGACGCUCUAUCAGCUAUCGACCUUGGACAGCUCCGUCUGGGAUACUACGAAUGUUCGCCAAACGGCAGACAUUAUACAGAUCAUGAACAUGGUGAUCUCCAAUAUGGGGCAGGUUGCGUCGCUCAAUGGCUUCGAGGGUGAUCCUGGUGGCGACGUUUUCUCGAAUAUUGCCAAGAUGUAUCAAGGUGUGCGCGUGGGUUGGGAGACUAAGUUGAUUCCAAAUCCUCUGGGCCCGCACGCGGCGACUUCUAUUCCAUCGCUGUCAGCAAAUACGCUCUCCGCGCCGCCAGACGCCUUGUCGGCGUUGGACACAUUUCCUCUUCUAGAGGACAACGACUGGCUCGCGGAUAUGUUGAGCACGAUGGACAAGAACAACAAGGGCUUAACACCUACAAUUUCCGGUGUUCCUGACGUACCGUGA
Messenger RNA from Aspergillus saccharolyticus JOP 1030-1, 2165 nucleotides. RefSeq names its product Zn(II)2Cys6 transcription factor. Gene Ontology annotation, molecular function: transcription cis-regulatory region binding; zinc ion binding; DNA-binding transcription factor activity, RNA polymerase II-specific. The coding region runs from base 162 to 2165 and encodes 667 amino acids. The record is from RefSeq and is a predicted model, not a curated record. Gene Ontology annotation, cellular component: nucleus. Lineage: Eukaryota; Fungi; Ascomycota; Eurotiomycetes; Eurotiales; Aspergillaceae. The transcript has 5 exons. Gene Ontology annotation, biological process: regulation of DNA-templated transcription.